Messenger RNA from Melopsittacus undulatus (budgerigar), 7345 nucleotides. RefSeq names its product ring finger protein 144B (gene RNF144B). Gene Ontology annotation, molecular function: ubiquitin protein ligase activity; ubiquitin conjugating enzyme binding; zinc ion binding. Bases 19 to 927 code for a protein of 302 amino acids. Lineage: Eukaryota; Metazoa; Chordata; Aves; Psittaciformes; Psittaculidae. Gene Ontology annotation, biological process: protein polyubiquitination; ubiquitin-dependent protein catabolic process; positive regulation of proteasomal ubiquitin-dependent protein catabolic process. The transcript is spliced from 7 exons. The record is from RefSeq and is a predicted model, not a curated record. Gene Ontology annotation, cellular component: cytoplasm; mitochondrial membrane; ubiquitin ligase complex.
CAGACCAUUAAUGAGUGAAUGGGCUCCGCUGGGGAAGCUUGUCCUCACAUCAUGACAGCUGACAAGUCAGAAGCUGGAGAGUUAGCUCUGGAGCCCCUGCUCACUUGCAAACUGUGUCUCUGUGAAUAUUCCCUGGAUAAGAUGACUACUCUUCAGGAAUGCAGCUGCAUCUUUUGUACAUCAUGCCUAAAACAGUACGUACAGCUGGCAAUUCAAGAAGGUUGUGGAUCUUCUAUCACAUGUCCAGACAUGGUAUGCUUGAACCAUGGGACCCUACAAGAAGAAGAGAUUGCCUGUUUGGUGCCGGUUGACCAGUUUCAGUUAUACAAGAGACUGAGGUUUGAACGAGAAGUCCACUUGGACCCCCGGAGAACAUGGUGCCCUGCAGUCGACUGCCAAACGGUGUGCCAUGUGGCAACAAGCGAGUCGGGAGUGAAGAUGCUGGUGGAAUGCCCAUCUUGCCACCUGAAGUUCUGUUCCUUUUGCAAGGAGGCAUGGCACCCACAGCACCUGUGCCAGGAAAACCAAACUCCAUUGCUAAAUGAGCAGGGAUCGCUUAUUGGAACAGAGUCAGAGGCACCAAUUAAGCAGUGCCCAGUUUGUCGGAUCUACAUUGAGCGAAAUGAGGGCUGUGCUCAGAUGAUGUGCAAGAAUUGCAAACACACAUUUUGCUGGUACUGUCUACAUAACUUGGAUAACGAUAUCUUCUUACGACAUUAUGACAGAGGCCCUUGCAGAAACAAGCUGGGCCACUCACGGGCUUCGGUGAUGUGGAACAGGACGCAGGUUGUGGGGAUCCUCGUUGGACUAGGUAUAAUAGCAUUGGUGACCUCUCCCUUGCUGCUCGUGGCAUCUCCGUGCAUCAUCUGCUGCAUUUGCAAAUCUUACCGAAGCAAAAAGAAGAAACACAGCCCGCCGACAACCUAAAACUGUGUGUCUCUCUGAGCCUCCAUCUGCAGAGCGUAUUUUUUGUGAGAAAGCACAAUGGGUGUAUUUUGGUGCCAUACCUGCCAAAUAAUACUCUUCUAUGCCAAUUCUUGGGAUAAGUGCCUAUUCUUUACAGGCUACCCUAUCACUAACAAGUCCCAGUGUGGGAAAAGUCUAGAUUAUCAUGCAGUACGUAUGGUGUAGGUUUUUGCUUUCUAAAAGGAAAAUGGGACACCAUUCAGUAGUGCGUACCCUUAAAUGGGACAGCUUUUGAGACUGCUAGAACUUUACCAUCUUGCAUCAGCUGCAUGACUUGAUCCUGCAGUAUUACUCCACCUGUGCAGACCCAGUCAUUACUUUCAUGCUUUCUGUUGGUUCUUGGUGACACUCAGACUCCUUAAAAAGUUUGGGUUAUUUUUUGAAAGAGGGAGAGGGAAAAGCCUGAUUAUGUUCCUCUGUCUGCUAGCUUGUGUCCCAUUAAAGAUAGCAAACUCUGAAGAAAAUAUUUUUGACAGUUUCCUGACAAUUGGCUGCCGUGGCAUUUCUUUUCUCAUUGAAAUCAAUUUGAUUUAUGCAAUUGAAAUCAAUUACAGAACUAAAACCCAACAAAACUGUUUCUGACUAAGGUAGCACUCUCUUUUUCGAGACUGGACUACCUCGAGAAAGCUGGUAUUUUUGUCAGAUUAAGCAUGACAUCUACCUUGAAAUAUCAGAAGUAUGCAUAUUUCCCUGCCAUUGAGCAUGCCUUUUGUCAGUAACCUGCGAGCAGCAAAUUCACCAUGAAGCUAAUAUGUUAAGAAAGGCCAUGAUACGGUUCCUAUUUUGUGCACAGUAUUGGAAUUUUGGUUGUGCCUAUGUGAGCAGCCGCAUGGGCAUGGAUAGAAUAUAUUUUUUCAACAGUUUACACGAGGUGGCAGCAAGAACCCUGUUAGAAAGUUACACAGACCUGGCUAAGCCAAACCCUCCAUUAAAAUGUUACAGACCUGCUGAAGCGAAUACUUGAGAAAUGCUGUGUAAAUAUAAGCUCUGUCCAUUGUGGCUGUUUCUUCUGCCCCACUUGAGGUUAACAAACUCUGUUUCUGAUGAUUUUUAGUUACUCUAAAUCUGAAAGGCUGUCAUUUAAUGAACACUUCAUUUUAAUUUGAUGCCUCACCACCAAACUGAUUCAGACUCUGGUAUCAAUUACACCUGUGUAAGUUCACCAAAUCCUCACUGAAAAGCUGGAAUUACUCCAGGCUCACUCAGGAGUAGCUGAUAUCAGACUCUGCUCCCUGGAUUUUAUUUCUAUAAUGGCUGGUGCUCCUCCCAACCCUGGUUGGUGGUGGCUUUUGUUCUAGACUCCCAUCUGUGCAUUUUUUAUCUAUGGGAGCUGAUACAAGUUUGCACUAUGUAAUCAGUUGUAAUUCCAAACCCCUUUCAAAUAAGGGCUGCAAGGUUUAAAUGAGGUGCUUAGCCUGAGCAGCGUUUUGGGCUCACCCUCCGCCGAUUUGCCCUCCUUCCUCCAUCCACACAGUGUGAGGCACUCAAAGAGUGCUGCGAAGGGCAUCUUUGCUGUUGCGUUUGGCUGAGCCUCAGGAACUUUGCCUUCUUGGCAGCCAUAAAUGUGACCUUAUUUUGUGUAACUUCGCUCUCUGGGUACUGUAACAGAAGUGGAAGAUAUUCUUAUUUUAAGAAAGUGUGGUCUGUUGAGCAGACUAGCAGGGACAGAGGCCUUAAAUGAUAUUGUCUGGUUUACUUUUUAAUUGAUUUCUUUUAUAAAUACUGUCUGACUUUGCUACCAGUCAUGACUGGAGGGCAGGCAGUGCUCACCAGUGUGAAAGGCUACAUUUAUUCUCCAUCCACAGCCUCAAAGGGAAGCAGAGAGGUAGUCAGUACAUUCUAAAUACAGAGUGCAAUGCAGGCAACUGCCAUUUAUAAAAAAAUAGAGAAUGUUUUCUGUGUGUGUUUUCUUUAAGAGCACUAAUAGUAGUGCUUGCGGGUACUUGUGACAGAUUAAAGUGUCCAGCCCUUGGCUUUGCACUAUUUUUCUACCUAUGUUUUUAUGGCACUACUGUAAUUUCCAUUUUAUUUAUGAACUUGAAGUUCAGAGUCUUACUUUAAUGAAGUGUCAAGAACAAAGAUACAGGAGCUGUAUAGCCUCUUUAACCAUAACCAGCAUUGCAAUGUACCAGUAUCCUUUGCAUGUUAAAUUUGUGGGUUGUUCAUGUUUUAUGGUCUUAUCUAUGUCCAGUGCACCCUCUACAAAACUGGUUUCUUUCUGUGUCCUGUCCUUGUUUCCCUUGGCUUGUUUUUGCUAAAAUGCCUAUUGGAAUGAAAGUGUCAUAUUUUUUUUUCAUUAAUACUGCUUUGUUAAUGAAACUGCCAAGUUCUUCCAUGCACCUGAAGGCAGUUGUCCUACCCCCGAAUACACUAAUGAACAUAAGGUCACCAUUUAAAUUAUAAUACAAAUUUAACCUUCUUUUGUUCUUUAAAUGUUGUGUAAAAUUAAUGCAGAUCUCUUCAUAAAGUGAGAAUUUGUUUAAUUGGUUUGAAAGAUAAUAUUUUGUAACAGCAUUGCACACCUGCAUAGCUGUAAAGUCUGGGAAAGCAACACUAUUUAGUUUAUUUUUAACUCUUUAGCUAAAGUGGAGGGUAACUCCUUUUGGAGGCUAAUUCCUGCAGAGCAGAAGGAAGGUGUACCUUUUCUGUGUACACAUUUUAUUUCUGGUGCCAGUUUAGGUGCCUGAUGGAGGUACCAAAAGCAGUAUGCAGGUGUUAGCACAACCUGACAGCCAGUGUGCCAGUCCAGGCAUCUAAGGAGGCUGUACGGAGACUGGUAGCAGUGGCCUAGUUGGAAGUCUUUAAAGCCGGGUAAGGAGAGUGUGAGCUACAGGCAUACCUUCCUUUGGUUGUGUAGAUGCAACAAGUUGGACAAGAUAGAAGCUCUAGAAAUACCUUAGAACUUAAAAGCUUAAAAUAGAAGUCUUACAACGAUUAUUUUCUUUAAAAGGCUGUGUUCAGUGCACCUUGUGUCCUGGCUUUUCAUUGGACAGGGAUACGUGAGCAGGUGCUUUAAGCAGACCAUGACUUGGUCAGCAUGUGAAGACAUGCUAACUCUGCUGAGCAGAGAAGUACCUGUGCUCAUGUGCUGGGAGCAGUAGGGCCCUGUUAGCCUUGUUUUUCAGAAGGCAACUAUUUUGCACUAGCUGGUUUCCAGAGAACCAUUUUAGCAGGGAUCUUUUACAGUGUUGGUUUUUGGCUUUUUUGUUUGGUUGGUUGGUUUUUAACUGCACAAGAAAAAUCAAAGUCACUUUAUAGGAAAUUUAUUGCAACUGUGGCAAAUAAUACUAACAGAAAUUAGGGAGAAAGAAACAAAAACAGGACUCCAUCUACUUGUGACUCUUCUAAAUCAAUGUAGCUGUAAAUUUAUCCUCUUGAAUGCCAUCUGUGUGGUGUAGUUGGUGCGUGUUAGUACCAGGCUUCACUGCUCUUCCCCUGUGGCAGGUGGCUGGUGUGUAGGUGGCAUCCAGGGUAGAGCUCAGGACUGACACAGGACAGGGUUCUGUGCAGGAUCUGGAGUCUAUGGCAAAAGGCCCACCCUAGCUCCAUCACCAAUUUGCUCCAUCUCUCUCACUGAGAGAGACCUUGGGGGUUUUAGGCCAUUAACUUUACACUGACAGGAUCUACAGAAGUCUCUCUUGAAGAACAAAAGUGGCAACUGCUGUGUUCCCUCUGAAUCAGGGGCAUUCAGCCUUCUGGGCUCUAGAUGUUUAAACAGGAGAUCUUAGACCAGUGCUACGAAUCUGGAUUUUUACUGCAACUGGCCACAAAUCUCCGUGGCCACAUAUCUCAUUAUAAUUUCCCAGCAGUCACUGGAGCUAUGUCAAAUACAGCUGAGGACCGCACUCAGCAUCUCAUAUCCUUGUGUUAAAAUGAGGAUGAUGAUAACCUGCUCCAAAAAUCACCUGUUAAUAGAAAGAAAAUAUUUGUCAUGCUGUAGCAUAAGUACUUCCCUGCAGUAUUUAUUCUAGAAUCAUGGGUGACAGUCAACACUGCCAUUCAGUAGUUAAUGAUCUAUUAAUGGUGCAUGGGGUUACAUACCCCAAAGAAGGGCAUGAAGGGUUAAUGGUAAUUAAUGUUUCCACAGUGCUUUAAUGAUGCUGUGUGCUGUUGACUGUCCAGUAACACAGCACAAUGUCCAAGGGCAAGUUUAAAAUGUACAUAAUUUUUACUUGGAUAAACUAAGAGAAAUUGGGUAUUACCUUCAUAUUUUCUUGAAUAUAUGUAAAAGUGGACAGAAAUCAACUGCAUUUCCAUAAUGGGACAAUGAUAUCAACUUUUGGCUGCUGUGUUCUCUGGUACCACAGUGAGUGGUUGUGCUGUAGUGCCCACCACUUAAAAAAUUUGAAACCUGUUUUGCACUGUAAUUUCCUUCUCCCAGACUCUAUCAUCUUUCUCAAAGUAGUUCCUCUUAUGAUUGUGUUUUUCAUUCUCUAUCUCAGGCCAAAGAUUCUGAGAGUAAAAUUAGUGUAUUUCUGUGCAUGAAGAAAUCUUCCAACAGUUUUCUCCAUGGUUAUAAUAUGAAAUUUGGUGCUGGGAUAAAUGACCAAAGAUAGAAAUUUCAGACUUGGCUUGUUUAGACAAGCUCAUUCACACUUAAGAAGUUGUCAUGGAAAACAUAAAUAAGGACGGCUUUGUUAGAGCUUAUAAGGAGCCCUACUGCUUUUGAGCUUCACAGGAAAGAUGCUUCUAUGACAAACAGACUUUUGAAAAUGUGCUAGAAAAAACCUACAUCCUAUAUACAUAUUUUUAUUAUAUAAAUCAAAAUAGCUUCUCUUUCUUGGGUAUACGUACACAGUCAGAUAAUUUUAAAAUGAAACAGUUGAACAGAGUGUGCUAGUUAUAAAACAGUUUUAAGAGAUCUCUCACACAUGAGUGUGUAGGAUCAGGCUCUUAAUUUAUGUGUCUGGCAAUAAAGGUCUGAAAUUCUACCUCUCCUAGAGUAGUGAGAGUUGAUUCUUCUGCAGCCUGCUGGAAGAUGAACUUACUGCUAAGAUUCUGGAAAACUUCACUCUAAUAAUUAUUUGUCCUCUAGGUAGUAAAGUAAUAAAGUGAGAUCUGAAUGAUUUUGUUGAACGGGAAGCUGAAAGGUCGGGUUUGUGUCACUACACUCAAGUUGCUCAGAACCUAUGUGUUUUUAUAAUGUAUAAUUAUAAUUUAUACAAUUCAUAUAUAAUUUAUAACUAGCAAUUAUGAAAUAUGAUUUUGAAGUAUCUUUGCCUUUUAUCAUAUAAAAGAUUUAUUUUAGAUGUAUUCAUCCUGGAAGCCUUUCCUCUUCUGCUUCCUGUGGAGAAGGUCAUGGUGUUCCUACCAAGGUAAAUUCCUAUGAUUUGGUGCAAUCCACAGUAAAUGUUUACUGCUAUUUUUAAUUUCUAUCAGAGGUUUCGUUACUAUCCCUCAAGUUAGUUGAGUCACGCAAAUUUCUGUUGUUAGGAAAGGUAGUUUCCUAGCAGUAGUUUUUAUUUGCCAUCACAAUUCAGGCUGUACAAGAUGAUACUGGUUGACAAGGUUGACCAGCUUUUUAGAGGUCACAACCUCAUUCUUUCCCCUUCAGUCCAAGAAAUUUUCUCUUUUCCUGGCUAAAAAUUAAGGACUCCCAUAUUUUAAAUAUGUGUGACUGAAAGUGUCCAAGGUGUGUUUCUGAGCACUGGUGCAAACUGGCAAUGGUCAUAGAUCCCUGCGCUGCUCCAUCUGAGGCAGGUGUUUGGCUCUGUUUGUUGCACUGGGUUUAGCCAGGCUUUUUGCAGUGCUCCCACCUCUUUUCAAAUUUAAGGUCUCCCAGCUGGACUAGUGCAGCUUUUGGAUGUAUUUGUUUGCAAAUAAAGCCUUGGAUGGACAGAAGCAGGAGAGAGGCUUAGUUGGUCUGCAAGGGUGAGUGACACAGCAAAGAGCAGCUUUGUCUCAGCAGGAGGAAUCAUGCUUCUCUCCACAGGGCUGUCCCUUCUUCUCAGGGGGUUCAUCUACUGCACUGCAGCACACAAGGGUGAAUUCCUACUCAGCAUCUAGGUGUUCAUUUCCCUGGUACCUGCCUAGGCUUACAUUUAGUUUAUCUGUUUGUUUUCUUUUCCUCCAGGUAAUACACUUUCUUCACCACUUCUCUCCUGGUGAAGGGCAAAAGGGUUUGAUCUUUGUAAGAUUUGUUAAAAUAUAUUUGUGUUUGUAAGAGGAAAGCUAACAUGUAUAAAGAAAUAAGUGCUUUUGUAAUUUUUUUGUUGUGUGAUUCAGCAUUUAAACAUUUUACAGAUGAGAUUUUUUUGCACUCUGCAUACAUUCAUAAAAAAUAUUUAUUUUCUGUCUUUCAGGUUUAUUUUGGGUUUCUGUUUUCUUCUAAUGUUAUAAAACGCAGUAUGUGCAACAUUAAAAAAAAUCAGUGUAAAAA